Molecule: messenger RNA, 3308 nt
Organism: Ctenocephalides felis (cat flea)
Lineage: Eukaryota; Metazoa; Arthropoda; Insecta; Siphonaptera; Pulicidae
Product: insulin-degrading enzyme-like
Exons: 14
Coding region: 64-3171 (1035 amino acids)
Biological process (GO): peptide catabolic process
Cellular component (GO): mitochondrion; cytosol
Molecular function (GO): metal ion binding; metalloendopeptidase activity
Source: RefSeq, a predicted model, not a curated record
UAUUUAUCUUUUGUUUUCAUCGAUAAAUAUGUUGUAUUAUAACCAUUUUCACUCGUUUUCCUCAUGUAUAUAAAUUCGCAAGCACAUAUCAUUAAAUUCUAUUGUAUAAUGUUGUCCAUUAGAUUAUGUUCAGUUUAUUUACCCCUUCGUCCGAUUUUUAGCCACGAAACAUCGUUUGGACCUAGGUGUUUCGUCCGUCACUUAUUUAAAAACAAUUUACACAUGGCUCCUCAAGGGGAAAUUAUGGCGAAUGCCAACACAAUUCAAAGAUUCGAUAAUAUCAUCAAAUCUACAUAUGACAAACGCGAAUACCGCGGUCUAAUAUUACCGAAUGAAAUGAAAGUAAUGCUAGUUAGUGAUAGCACAACGGAAAAGUCUGCUGCAGCUUUAACCGUGCAAGUUGGUUUUAUGAGCGACCCCGAUGAACUGCCAGGAUUGGCUCAUUUUUGUGAGCACAUGCUAUUUCUCGGUACAAAGAAGUACCCAAUAGAAAAUUAUUACCAGAAAUAUUUAUCUGAACAUGGAGGUAGUUGUAAUGCAGUGACUGAUUCGCAAGAGACCAAAUACUUCUUUGAUAUUACACCGGAGCAUUUGCCAGAAAUUCUAGACAUAUUUUCACAGUUUUUUAUUGCUCCCUUGUUUUCUGAGAGUGCUACAGAAAGAGAAAUCAAUGCUGUUGAUUCUGAGCAUUCAAAAAAUAUUCCUAAUGAUAUGUGGAGGAGUGAUUAUAUAGAGAAAAUAUUAUGCAGUCCGAAUCACCCAUAUAGAAAGUUUGGAACAGGUAACAAACAAACAUUGAUGGAUGGACCAAAGCAAAAAGGAAUAAAUGUGCGAGAUGAACUGCUAAAGUUUCAUAAUCGUUGGUACUCCUCCAACAUUAUGACAUUAUCAAUACUUGGAAAAGAAUCUCUGAAUGAUUUGGAACGCUUAGCUAGAGAUUUAUUUGGUUCUGUGAGCAACAAAAAGGUGCAGGCUCAAAUUUGGCCUGACCAUCCUUAUACAAAAGAGCAAUUUGCCACUAAAACAUUUAUUCAGCCUAUCAAAGAUAUUCGACUUAUGGGUAUUACAUUCCCUGUACAAGACCUUGAGCCUUUUAGAAAAUCUGCACCAGGAAAUUAUUUAGGUCAUCUUUUUGGGCAUGAGGGACCCGGCAGUCUCUUAUCAUGUUUGAAAGCACGUGGUUGGAGUUCAAGCUUAUCUUGCGGUGCUGUUCAGAGGAGGGGAUUUGGUUUCUUCAAACUAGAUGCAGAUUUAACAGAAGAGGGCGUAAACCAUGUUGAUGAUAUAGUCAGACUAGUUUUUCAGUAUAUUAAUUUGCUGAAAAAGGAAACACCACAAAAAUGGAUAUUUGAUGAAUCAAAGGCAAUUAACGAUAUGAACUUUAAGUUCAGAGAUAAAGAACAACCAAGAAGUUAUGUUGUUUAUCUAGCCAAGAAUCUGAUGCAUUUUAAAUUUGAAGAGGUUCUUUGCGGUCCUUCGCUAAUGACACACUGGGACCCUAAACUUAUAGAGUCAAUUGUUGAUGAAUUUAUACCUGAGAAUGUCCGAGUAACUGUCAUCUCCAAACAGUUUGAAGACAAAUGUACUCAGGUGGAUCCAAUUUACAAUAGUAAAUAUGUUACAGAGAAGUAUGAGCAAAAGACCUUACAUGAAUUUAAAAAGGCCGGCUUUUGUGAUGACUUGAAACUACCUCCACCAAAUGAGUUUGUGCCUAAAGACUUCACAUUAUUGCCUCAGGAAAAUGUUACCAUGCAUCCUGCUAUUAUUUUAGACAAUAGCCAGAUUCGAUUAUGGUUUAAACAAGAUGCCGAAUAUUUACUGCCAAAAAUGAUGGUCUGCAUGCGCAUAACAACACCAUUAGCUUAUUUAGACCCUUUAAGUUGUAACUUCACACAUUUAUUUGUAAUGCUAUUCCAAGAUUCACUUAACGAGUAUGCAUAUGCCGCAGAACUUGCUGGCUUAGCAUGGAAUAUUGGCAUGUUCAAUCAAGGUCUAGUGCUCAGUGUUGGCGGUUACAAUGAUAAACUCGACGUAUUGCUCGCUAAAGUAUUAAGAAAUCUUAAGGACUUCAAAGUAGAUGAAAAACGUUUUAAUAUAUUUUUAGAAAAUUAUGUUAGGCAAUUAAAGAACUUUGAAACCGAGCAACCAUACCAGCAUGCUGUGUAUUACUUAGGUUUGAUAUUAACAGACAACUCCUGGACAAAGGAACAACUACUAGACGCCACACAAUUCACAACAUUUGAAUCAUUGAGAGCAUUUUUACCGCAGUUGUUACAUAAAGUGCAUAUUGAGUUCCUAAUUCAAGGAAAUUGUAAUAAAGACCGUGCAUUGAGUCUAGUACAAGAAACUGAGUCUUGUUUGGAGCUCAAUAAAAGACCACCCUUAUUUGCACAACAAUUACUUAAUAGUCGUGAGCACAAACUAGAAGCCGGUGUUCAGUAUUUAUAUGACGUACCGCAUUUAUAUCACAAAAGUUCAUGCACAGAAAUUUACUUUCAAUGUGGAAUGCAGAGUACAGAAGCUAAUGUGCAGUUAGAAUUGUUGGCACAAAUUAUGUCAGAACCUUGUUUUGACACAUUGCGAACUAAAGAACAAUUGGGUUACAUUGUAUCCUGUGGUGUAAGGCGAUCAAACGGUACCCAAGGUCUGAGAAUCAUAGUUCAGUCUGAAAAGCCUCCACCCUAUGUUGAUGAUAGGAUUGAACUAUUUAUUCAAAACAUGAAGAAUCAUCUAAUGACUAUCAGCAAUGAAGAAUUUGAAAGACACAAGGAAGCUUUAGCUAAGCAACGGUUGGAAAAGCCAAAAACAUUGGUGGGGUUAGUGCAGGUGUUCUGGAGUGAAAUUACAAAGCAACAAUAUAAUUUCAACAGGGCGGUUGUAGAAGUUGCUCAUCUGAGAACAAUAACAAAAGAGCAGCUUCUCACUUUUUUCAAUGAACAAGUGGACAGCGAAAGUGCAAGAAGAAAGAAAUUAGCAGUGUAUGUCACAUCGAAAUUAAGUAACGAAGAAAAUAUUGAUGAUAAAACAGAAGAUGAUCGUAAAAAUAAUAAAAAUAAAGAAACAUACACUUUGAUAACCGAUCUUGUGAAGUUUAAGAAUAGCAAGGAAAUGUAUUCACUGGUGCAACCAUAUAUAAAUCUGCCUAGUAAAGGUGCUCAAAGCAAAUUAUGAUGAAAAUACUUUAUAACAAUAUUAUGCAAAUUGAAGUAAUUUAAUUUAUAGGAACAUAAUAAGAUAGUAUUCUAGUAAAAAUUAUUUAUGCAAUUAUGUAAUUGGAUUAUAUAUGAUGCAAUAUGAUUUUCUGAUAU